AGUGAGGCGGUGGUGGCGUCUCCGGCAGCAGAAGCUCAGGCGAUUGGACUCUACGUCCCUCAGAAGCGAGUGUUUUCAAGAGGGCCGCGAUGGGGCCGGGUUGAGCCACUCGCCGGCGGAGGAGCAGCGCUGCCACGGAUGGAGGGGCCGGUGGAGCUCAGCCCAGAGGCCGUGCUGCGCUUCCUCGCGGAGCGCGGGGGCCGGGCCCGGCAUGCCGAGCUGGUACAGCACUUCAGGGGUGCUCUGGGCGGUGAGCCCGAGCAGCGCGCGCGCGCCCGCGCCCUCUUCAAGGAGCUAGUCAAUGCCGUGGCUACGGUGCGCACUGACCCUGUCGACGGCUCUAAGUACGUGCACCUUAAAAAGAGGUUCUGCGAGGGACUUCCCCCGUCUGAAGCCGCACCGUCGCGUGACCUGCCCAUCAUCUCGGUGACCGCAGAGCCAGAGUCCAGCAGCGGCGCACCAGGGACGCCCGACGGCCGGGUAGAGACCCAGGAGGAUGGCCUGUGCCCAGUGGCGGCGUCUCCUGAGGCGUCCUCGGGUCCAAGCUGCGAGCCUAGCCAUGGGGAGAUCUCGGCCGCGGCGCUUGGGCCGCCAAGCCUGGCUGGCGACAGCCUGAGCGGGCCGCCCCUGAGCGGCGGGGCCGGGAGGAAGAGCUCUCGGCGCGAGGCGCAGGCUUCCUCCGGGGGAACGGCCCCCGGGCCCAGCGAGGACCUAGAGCCCCCACCCCAUGGCUGCGAGCAGACGGACGCGGGCAGCUCCCCCGGCGGCGGCAUCACCACCCCAAGGUCUACGCGCCAGAACCUUCGGGACCUUGUGAUGGGCAGCUCACCGCAGCUGAAGAGGAGCGUGUGUCCUGGGGGCAACAGCCCGGGAAGCUCCUCUGGGGUAGGACGCGGCAAAAGCGGGGGCGACUCAGACAGCGCAUCCAUUGCUUCGUCGUCUGCGGAGGAGGAGAGCAGCGGCGGGGGCUCCGUGACGCUGGACCCUCUGGAACAUGCAUGGAUGCUCUCAGCCUCUGACGGCAAGUGGGACAGCCUGGAAGGGCUGCUCACCUGUGAGCCCGGCCUGUUGGCCAAGAGGGACUUCAUCACCGGCUUCACCUGCCUGCACUGGGCCGCCAAGCAUGGCAGACAGGAGCUCCUGGCCAUGCUCGUCAACUUCGCUAACAAACACCAGCUGCCAGUGAAUAUCAACGCCAGGACAAGCGGAGGCUACACUGCCCUGCACUUAGCUGCCAUGCACGGACACGUGGAGGUGGUGAAAUUGCUGGUGGGGGCUUACGACGCAGACGUGGACAUCAGGGACUACAGUGGGAAAAAGGCCUCUCAGUACCUGAGUCAGAGCAUCGCUGAGGAGAUCAAGAACCUGGUGGGAGCCCUGGAUGAGGAUGAUGGAGAGAGUGCCACUGGCAGCGGGGGUGGGCGAUGGAGGCUUUCAAAGGUGCUCCCUUCACACCUCAUCACCUACAAACUCUCACAUGUCUUGGAGGAUGGAGGGGAUCAUCACCAUCAUCAUCACCACCACCACUUGACUGAGGGAUGGGCUGGAAGCAAAGCAAGGGAUCCAGGUCGCAAGGCCUCCGGCGGCUCUAGUGGUCGGAUAAAACCCAAACUCAACAAAAUCCGCUUCCGAACCCAGAUCAUCCACACUACACCCUCUUUCAGAGACCCAGAGCAGCCACUGGAGGAAGGAGAGGAAGAAGAGGAGGACCGGGCUCUUAAAAGCCACUCAUCUUCAUUCAAAUUGAGACCGAAGUCCAAUGUAUUUGGGUAAAAAUAAUUUUUUUUAGAAAAUUCUAGGUUUAUUUUCAGGAAUAGGAUACUAGGUUGUAGACAAGAAAAUGAGCCCAGAUAAAGGGUUAAAUUCUUACUUGGGGAGUUGGAAUGGGUGGGAGGAAUUCCCGCUAGCAUUCUGGGUGAAGUAAAUUUCCAAGUGAUUUCAUCAAACUUUGCCCUAGGCCUCUUUUCCCUAUACCACCCCUCUGCCCUGGAGCCCCUGUUUCUGAGGACUGGAAUUUAAAUUGGGUGUACGGAAUUGAUUAUUGAGGGUUCCUCUGAUUUUACCAUUACUGAAUGCCAUACAAAGUAAGGAAUUUUGCACUUUUAUGUUUCAGUUUUUUAAAAGUGGUUGUGCUUCCAAGAGUGACAAGAAAUGCAAUUGUAAUGAAAUUUUAAGUGUAAACAAAACUACAUACUGCCCUGGUUUUUGUUUUUUGUUUUUUACUAAUCGCAUAUGCCUUUUAAGAUACUACUGAAGGUCAGGUCAAAGUUGAAAUACAAAAAUGCUCUAUAGAGAAUAAUGUGAAUAAAAAUGGUAUCCUGUUUGUAUUGUUAAGUAGUGCUCAACUAUUUUUUAAAUAGCAAUUUGAACUUUAAUCACUGAACUAAAGAAAUAGGCAACAUUCACUUUUAACUUAAUCUGUAGUCCUGCUUUUUCUUAACUGUCUCUAAGACCACUGCACUCAGUGUUAAGGUACAUUAUUAAUAACUACACAAAAUUUUACUUAAAACACUUGACAACCUAUGGUACUUUUAAGUAAAACAUUGCGUCUAGUUCUGAGUUUUAUUAAUUUGUUUUGCUAUUCUAACAGUCUAAAUUUAAAUUUGCCAGAGGUUUUUAUUCUGAGGAUCAUACAACCAUUGGUUCUAAUUGACAUAACCCUAUUUGGUGGUGCUCAGAGUUGAAUUGCCUACAGAAGCUGUUUCUGGUUUAGACGACUAGCAAAAAUUGGCAGAAAUGUUAGUGAGUCUAUGCUUCUGUGAAGUAAUUAUUAAAUCAACUUAAUGAUUCUCACAUAAGGUACACUUUUUAUUUUACUAAUAAAAUACACUCAUACUAAUAAAAUACUUUUUAUUUUACUAAUAAAAUAAAAAACAUUGUAGCAAUGUUUGCAAAUGUUUGUAAUACUAAAGACUUUAAAUUUUCCAGUGUUUCCUUGAAUCUAUUAGAAACAUACAGUGAAGUUACUGAAAAGCUGGAUAGUAAAUCUACCCAGUUAAAAAUAGCACUUUAUAAAAGGGAAAAGAGAAGAGAUGGGACUAUUUCUUUAUGUAAAUACUGCUGUCUACUAAAUUCCUUUUCAUAUAAAUGGAAAAUACCUUUCGUUGAAAUUAAAGAGUGUAGUUCUUAAUUACAUUUCGUUAAAAUUUGUUAAGAGUAAAUGUCUUUAUGGUUAUUGUAAAAUUUAACUAACAAGCAUAUUAAAUCAAUUUGUAACUAGAUUCAAAACAAUUUUGUGGGAGACUAAUUCCAGCAAGUCCUUCUACCUUAGUCUUUUUAGUCUCCUAAUUGCUGAAACAUAAGUACCUGCAGCCUUUACCGAUUAAGGAGUAAGUUAACAGCUAGCAGAGUGAAUAAACCAGUAUAUAAAUUGCACUGAAUUCCAGAGUUUAGAGAGUUCUUAGAUCUUUACUUUCCCAAGUCAGGAAAAUUUGUACCCAAGUUUCUUACAUCUCUUUAGAUAGCAGUUUAAUUUGUUUAAAGACAUAUCAAAAAUAUUCAUAUAAAACAUCUAAACAGUUAUCCAUUUGUGUGCCUGUUUUGUUUUACGAUUGUGGAAAUAGACUAUGUACAUUUGACAAGCACUUUUAUGCAUACAUGUGGGUAAAACAGUCUAAUUUUGUAUAAAUUAAAAAGAGGUUCUUUGAAAGUGAAAAGCAGUCAUUUGUUCUGAAUCAUAUACAUAUUACCUGUAGCUAGUACAGGACAAGCUGUAUAACCUCCUUCUAAGGAAUCUUAUAUUUCAUUGACAUCUGUAGUUAAGUGAACAAUAAAACGUAGACACUUCAGAACCAUCUAAAUGUUCUAUUGAAAUCAGUAUUAAUCUCGAAAUGUGUAUGUUAGUAACUAAUUGCACAAAAUCUAUAAUUUACUGGAUCUUUAGAGAUUGAGUCAGUGCUUCAUUUAACCUGAUUUUCACACUAAAGAUUUUAGCUUUUCCAGUAAAAUAUACUUUAAAUUUUCAAAAAUCAUUCCUGAGGGGAUCUACUUCUAGCAUUCCUUGUCAUGAUAUGGUUGUGUGCAAUAAGUAUAACAUUUUCAGCUACUUAGCUAUACAUUCCUCUAAUUUUUCAGUUUCCAAAUUGAGAUUAUUAAGAACCAAUGAUUUGUAUAAUUUGAUUUUGUGGAAUUGUGUCUGCCAUUAACAGAAAUAUAUGUCAAUUACUUAGAUGCUUUUGAUACAAAGCUGUGUGGUUAAAAAACUCAACUAUGUCCAUGUGUCUUAUAGGUACACUUGAAACUAGUGAAUGUUUAUCACAGUUCUCUUCACUUCUAUGGUAUGCAGUUUAUAUAACUUGAAAAUCUGGUACUGUUUUAUUCGUGGCUGAAAUCUUGGGAGUCCAGGAUGCCUCACCUCUUAUAUUUUAAAAGAGUGAAACUUUGGGAGUUCAGAGUGUAUCAUUCGUAAAAGUUUGUUUUGUCAAAAUAAACGGUUCACGCUACAUUUUUUCUCUGAA
Messenger RNA from Hyaena hyaena (striped hyena), 4457 nucleotides. RefSeq names its product sosondowah ankyrin repeat domain family member C (gene SOWAHC). The transcript has a single exon. The coding region runs from base 139 to 1773 and encodes 544 amino acids. The record is from RefSeq and is a predicted model, not a curated record. Gene Ontology annotation, molecular function: protein binding. NCBI's taxonomy places the organism in Eukaryota, Metazoa, Chordata, Mammalia, Carnivora, Hyaenidae.